This is a messenger RNA of Thunnus maccoyii (southern bluefin tuna), 4179 nucleotides long. RefSeq lists its product as uncharacterized. Lineage: Eukaryota; Metazoa; Chordata; Actinopteri; Scombriformes; Scombridae. The transcript has 18 exons. The record is from RefSeq and is a predicted model, not a curated record. The coding region runs from base 322 to 2247 and encodes 641 amino acids.
UCACUGUCUCUUAUGAGCCUCCAUAAAUCAAUGUGAUUCCUGAGAGUUUUCAUGGAGCACUGCGGGACUAAAACACUUCAUCUUUAUUUAUAGCCUACCUCAUGGGAUGCCAUAAAACGUUCACAAGAAAUAGCUGAUUUUGUGUACAUCUGCCUGUGAUCCAUUAGCCUACAGUACUUUCUAGUUUAGUGAAGUCUCUGUGGCUUUUGCACAGAGAAAACACCGAAGUCAAUUUGUAGCUGCUACGGAUGCUACAUGUAACCCAGGAGACUGUCUAAAUGUAGUGUUUUCAACAUCUGGUGCGAGCUAGUUUUUAUUUUAAUGCUAAAGCUGCAUGACGCUCAUCCUCAAAUCAUCGGGAGCGUGCAACAUCCGGCGGACCGUGCGCGUUCACUUGUCGCGAGGGGCGGGAGAGCAGAAAGAGAUAGUGAGAGAGGAGGUGGGGGUAAAGAUAGGGCUAUGAAAAUGAUGGCGACCGAUGCAGAGGAGAUAAGCAUCCAAACAAACCCCUGUCCCGUCCCCGACAACAGUCUCAGCACUUUGUCUAUCAAAAUUACGCGGAAAAACCAGGACAGACACUGGAGGCUGCGGUUUAUUUACCUGCAGUGCUAUUUCUUGACCAUUGCAACAAUACUGGGCACUGGAAUUUUAGGGCUCCCAGUAACGAUAGCUCAUGCUGGACUGUUGCCUUUCCUCAUCUCCUUUGUCAUUGGCUUCUUUGUCCAGGCCUUGCUUAUCUACCUGUUUGUGGAACUUCUGCAGAGAUGUCAGGUGGUGCAGCUGGAAUCUUUAAAGACUGGGGUCGCAGAGUGUAUUGUGAUGGAUCAAGUGGGCAUGGAGGACCCAGCCCCCACAGAGGAAGAAGAUGAGGAUGAAGCUGACAGUGCAGAAGCAGAUACAGGUUUACUGCAGCCGGGUGCAGUAAACCUGCAGAGCCAGGCUGAGAGCCUGCAGCCCAACCUUCAUCUGCUCGGCCACCUCUUCCUCUCCCGGCCUAUGAGCCACGCCUUCAACUGCAUCCUUCUCUUCCAGUUUAUUUCUAUUGGAAUUAGUUAUGUCUUAGCUGGCAGUGAGGCCUACGCAGCUCUUUUUCAUGUCAGCCACAUCUAUGUGAUCCCGGCCUUCACCUGGAUUCUAACUCUCGCUAUCUUACUGGCCCACACAAUCAUUCAGCCAGUCACUUCAAUGCUCACCCUGCUGAAAGGAAUCCUGCUCGUUGUCACAGUGGCUGUGACAUUUGCGGUGGGGUCAGAGGUCGGCCUUCAGAGCAGCAGUGACUUCAGUCAGAUGGGGAAACCUUUCCUAAUGGGCACAGUAGCUCUGGGAGGGAUUGUAAACGUGAUGCCUCUGCUUUUCUCACAGAUCUCACACAACAAAACACAGAUCUUGUGGUUUCGGAGAGCAGUUCUUGGAGGCUUGACAACCUGCACCGUGCUCAACAUCCUCUGGUGCUGGGCAGUGCUGGAAAUUGUCCCUCAGACGUCGUUACCGGAGAGGCGGACGGUAGAAGAGAUGACAACCCAGCAACCCAGCAGCCUGUCUGAUCCUCAUUCGUCAGUCUCCCCUCUGCUGUACUCCAACAUCUCACUAGAGGAGUCUGAGAAAGCAGGAGAAAUUGCAACCAUUCCUCUGACCAGGAUUAUUAAUGAACGUUACAGGGCGUACUCCUGGGUGGCUGAGCUGAUCCAGGUGUUUAUUGCCAUCAGCGUCACUGUCUCUUUCCUGGUGAUGGGAUCUGCCAUGAAGCACACCAUUGAUGGUCUGGUGAGCUCGUUGUGGAGCAGCAGACUGGAGUGGCUGUCUAAAGCCUGGGAGCGAAACCUGCCAAACAAACAGCACAUCUGCUCAGCUAGAAGCGUGGCGAAAGGAUUCAUGUCACUGCUUGGAUUUAGUGUCAUCUUUAUCGUGUCAGUGUGUGAUCCCAGGGGGUUUGUUGUCAUGUUGGACAAAGUUGUGUCAUUCUCCCUCAACACUGAGGUGGGACUGUUUGUCUUCAUCAUGCUGAGAGAAUCCAGAGAAGAUCGAUUCCAACACCUUUCAGUCCCUCUCCCAGUAGGUGACUGUGUUUUCAGCCUCACUUGGCUGCUCCCCACGUACUUCCUGUUUGCAGUAACCUAUGAUGUCCUGCAGACCCUGGCAGACGUGGCUCAUUACCUGCCUCUCUACAGUCACAGUCAGAGGCCAUACAACCACAGCUACAGCCUGACAGGGAGCUCAGCAUCACCCAAUCUCUCCGUCCUGCUCUGAUCUGCAAGCAGCAAGUUAAGAGAUGGACCGAUAGGACUUGAUAUUGCCAAAAAUUAGACGCUUAGCAAGUGCUUUUUAUCAUGUAUUCAAGCUUAUUAUACAAUUUGAAAACUUGAAACGCACACAUGAUUUGCUUUUGGCAGCCAUUACUGUGCUACACUUCAGCGUGGUCAGUAAUGGAAAUUCUUGUGCAGGGAACGCUUUUUUGUUACCUUGUUCAACCAUAGUGGCCAUCCCUACUAUACAAACUAUACUCUUUUUUUUUUUUAAAUCCCCAAAAAACAGAAACACUCUCAUGUGCCAAAGGAUCUCCCACCAGACACUAGUGACCAGAUGUAUAAAUGAUGCAUAAGCACAAUAUCUCUAACUCCAUCCUUUAUGUAGACGUACUCAUCAAAGUAAUUGCUGAGAUCUCAGAAAGAAACAACACUUAAACUGCUCCAACGGGGAAACAAACACAAUCAGACAGGCUGUUAACAAGCCAACAGUUCUGCACAGGCUGUAAACUAUGAUGGGUGGUCACAACGGACACAUUCUACUGUUCACUUUCAUUUCCUCCUCAGAUAAAUUGGACAUGCUUUGGGUUGAAUACCUGUGUGCUCGUAUCAUUGCUCAUGUUUGUUGCCUCGUUAGACCACAAUGUUAUCGCCUUCUGACAACAGUUACUUUGGUGAGUGUUAAAACUGAUAGAAUCGAUGACUUGAAAUUAAAACUCAAGUUGCAAUAAAUCUUAGUUUUCCUUUAAGUUGAACUACUAUUGUGUAAUAAAUUUGGUCAAUAUUUGUAUUGACAUUAGAGCAGUAUUCUUGCUGUAUUGAAGUUUUCAGUUUUCAUUUUAUGCUUUAUCAUGAUGAUAAAGAUGCACAGACAUCACUGUGUUUUACAGAUGUGAUGAAUUAAUACUAACAUGGGCACACCUGCAUAAACAACAGUUAGCCCCACCAGAUUCCUGGUUCAACUCUGGAAUUUGGUUCCAGUUGAACAGGAAUAUUGGUGAUAUUUUUCUUCUACCACACUGUUGUAUUCAAUCACAGAUCUAUUGUAUUGAUAUGCAAUCAAUUGAUCAAGGGCAUGUCUACAUCUGUUUACAGUAUGGCUAACUGGGAAUGACAAUUCUCCAAACGUGCACAAUUUCACAGUGACUUGAGAUUUAUAUAACAUUAUGCAUGUGUGUAUGCAUGGCAUAUAUUUUUUUAAAAAUUGAUAUUUGUCUGCAUUUUAGUCUUGAACCUACACAGAGUUUUAUACAUCUGGCCCCUGGUGUUGUAGAGCUCUAACUUUUUUUUAAUCAACUGACAUUUGUUUAGAUGGAAAUGUAUAUUAUAAUUUUCACCAAAGCUAUAUUAUCAUGAGAUUAGGAAAUUUAAAAUUACUGCUUAAGAACAUUUUCAAGCAGUCCCUAAAAGGACCCACACCCUCAUCAUCUUAUUUUAACCAUCAGUUGUCAUCAAAAACUAAACCAUAAAUACAGUAGUGAACUCUAAUGUAAUUCUAAUGCUAUUCCUCUUAAUUAUUUGAAUUUACCAACCACUGGGUCACUUUCAGUUUCAUUACUGUUUGUUCUCAUCAAAUCCUAUAAAUAAAAAUCAAUAAUUGAGCUCAUUUCUGCAACACAGAGGGUCUACUAACUCUACGGUACAACCUGUGACCUAAAGGUUCAUUUAGGAGAUGAGAAUCCAAAUGGGUUCAACUUCCCUUCAUGUGAAGGGGAAAAAAAUCCCUCCCACUUGAAAUGAUCCCUGCUGUGGGAACAUACAAUGAGAAUGAAGCAUGCUUAUUUAGUUUCACAUAGUAGUUUGCUGUGCACCACAGAAAGCACCAGCAUGAGGGAGGGAGGUUCAAGCUCUUUGAAUGUUUUAUUGAUUUAUUAAAGCCCCUGAAGUUGAUGAUUUCUUUGUGUUCUGACAUGAAUAAAUAUCUGUUAACAUGGAA